AUGUGCGGACGCUUUAUCCACACCAAUCACAAAGACACAUCUCCACAAACAGCAGAGCAGGCCCUGGGGUGGCGGGUGUUUAAGGGGACGAGGCACAGGGAGUGGUCCUGCAAAGACGGACAUUUACAGCAUGGGGGGAGGAUGUUAUGCAACGUGGACAGCAAAGUAUCCCGCGUGGCAUGGCUGAACCGCACCACCAUUCUGUUUGCGGGAAACGAGAAAUGGUCCCUGGAUCCUCGAGUGGUCCUGGUGGAGAACACAGCCGUGACGGAGUACAGCAUCAGAAUCCUCAACGUGGAUGUUCAUGAUGAGGGUCCCUACGUCUGCUCCAUCCUCACCAACAAGAAGCCAAAGUCCACCAAGGUCCACCUCAUCGUGCAAGGUAGGGCUGGCAGACAUUUUGGAUUUUUUGCGCGAAGAAUUUGA
Molecule: messenger RNA, 426 nt
Organism: Knipowitschia caucasica
Lineage: Eukaryota; Metazoa; Chordata; Actinopteri; Gobiiformes; Gobiidae
Source: the annotation of a GenBank genome assembly